Messenger RNA from Soboliphyme baturini, 1128 nucleotides. The record is from the annotation of a GenBank genome assembly. NCBI's taxonomy places the organism in Eukaryota, Metazoa, Nematoda, Enoplea, Dioctophymatida, Soboliphymatidae.
AUGUGGCCGCCGCCGCCGUCGUCUCCAACCGGAAUGAGUAUGGAUUUGGACGAGCCACGCGCGAUUAUCUCGAGGAACGCACAGACGUUCGAUAUGGUGAUCGAUCAACAGCGGCAACAGGACAUGGAAAAUCUGGCUGACGAUCAGCAGCCGCAGCGUCGGUGCCUGUCGAACGCGGACAACGGUGUACCUUCAGUGGUAAUUGUGUCCACUCCUUGCAGCAUGAGGAUGGAUGACGACCAUCAGACUUCCGGUAUCUCUGGCGACUCCAUUAAGGUCGAUGCAUCGCAGAGCCAAGCACAAGCGUUUCCAACCUCCCCUUCGACGGUUAGCGCAGUUCAGCUAACGAACAGCUCACGUGAAACGACGUCCUUCAGGAUCUGUGACAUUUUGAACGACAAGCUAGAGGUAGGAGCGAAUGUACUUUACGUUGGAGAUGAACUUGUCGAGCAAGAUGUCGGUGAUCGCUACGGUCAGCAUUCAAUGGCAGGGGCAGAUUUCCGCAGCGGCAGUGGUGGUUGCAGUGGCAGUGGCAGCGACUACCCUCGAUCAGCGCCCUACAGCCCGAGUGACGAGGCAGUCAGCGCGAGCGCUGACAAGUCGAAGAAAACGAGGAAGGCACGCACGGCAUUCACCGAUGCCCAACUGCAGACAUUGGAGAAGAGUUUUGAGAGACAAAAGUAUCUGUCUGUGCAGGACCGUAUGGAACUGGCCGCUAAAUUGAACUUGACCGAUACCCAGGUAAAAACUUGGUAUCAGAACAGAAGGACGAAAUGGAAACGACAGACUGCGGUCGGUUUGGAGCUGCUGGCGGAAGCCGGCAGUUAUGCAGCGUUCCACAAUGUGUUCAGCAACAAUCCGUUUUGGUCAACAUUCAAUCCCGGUCAUCUGAACCCCAACGGUUCGUUUUCUGUAUCAGCCCUACAGACAAGCCCAGGCAUGACUUCCUCAGAGCUGUAUUUGCGAAGCAUCUCAACUCUCAAUAACUCAGUGUACGGCGCACUUUCCUCAGUGUCGCGGCCUAUUCCUAUGACGCCGGUUAACCCGAUGAUACCAUACAAUCAAGGACUUCUCCCUAAUUCGUUGAAUGGUUUGUCAAACUGCAUGGAUAAACAGCCCGGUAUGUGA